This is a messenger RNA of Linum tenue, 833 nucleotides long. NCBI's taxonomy places the organism in Eukaryota, Viridiplantae, Streptophyta, Magnoliopsida, Malpighiales, Linaceae. The record is from the annotation of a GenBank genome assembly.
GAGAGAUUGAACUUUGAAGAGAGGCAAAAACCCACAAAGCCCCCUCCCCCCAAAAAAAAUGGCGAAUCAGAAUUAUGAUCUUGCCGCCUAUCUCACUUGCUUCCUUCUAUUCCUCGGAUUCGCUCAUUGCAACGACGAACUCUCUUCUGAAUCAUCCGAGGCUAGCUCAGGGAAAGCAGGAGGUGGUCGAAACCUUCUCCAAGAUUCAUUCAGUGAAAGUUACAGGGGACCCUUGAAAGGCUAUUCACCGUGCAACAUAUCGUUCGACACGAUGGACUACACGGUGUUCAGGAAAGGGUGCGGAGAGCUGAGGAACCCAGACGACCACGUGCCGCGGAAGACGUGCUGCGCGGCGUUCAUACUGUUCGUGUGCCCCGUGAGGGAGUACAUCAGCGACGAGCACUCGUUGUGCAUGAGCGACAUGGUGAUGAACAUCAAAAUGCGGUGCGGGCUGGAGUCGACCUACUUCUACAACUUCUGCCAAGCGAGCGUCGAGAAGCGCAUCGAUUGCGAGCCGAUCGACGAGAUCCGCCGCCGGAACGGGAAGAGCCCGCUCUACGUUCCUCCUCCUGGCGCCGCACGCGGCGACCACGGCACGUUUCCGGACCCCGAACUCCUCAACGAGACAGCCCAGUCGCUGGCCUCGCCGCCGCCGCCGGAGCCGUAGGUCCCCCAAAAAAAUCAAGCAGUAGCUAAACUACUUCAUGCGUGUAAUUUUGAAUUUUACAAUGGAGAACCGCGGUUCAAUAGUGAAAGAUAUUUCGGACCGAUAGCACAUUUGGUUCGAUUCUUUUUUUUCCCCAGUAUUUAUAAUUUAUGGAACCAAGAAACGC